Knipowitschia caucasica is the source of this 2244-nucleotide messenger RNA. The record is from the annotation of a GenBank genome assembly. NCBI's taxonomy places the organism in Eukaryota, Metazoa, Chordata, Actinopteri, Gobiiformes, Gobiidae.
AUGUCCUCCCCUCGCGCGCCUCUCGGUCCACACACGCGCGCGCACCGACACGACACGGAGGAGCACGGCAACUGGCACGAGCAGGAGCUGACAUCCGGAGGGGAGAGAGAAAUGCCAGAUAUCGUCCCGAAAAUCACCGACAUGGAGUUUGACUCGCUGCAGCCGUGCUUUUACCCGGACGAGGAUGACUUCUACCACUGCGCUCCCGACGCCGCUCCGCCUGGAGAAGACAUCUGGAAGAAAUUUGAGCUGCUGCCCACCCCUCCCCUCUCCCCCAGUCGCGCUGCGCUCUCGGGAGACGCGUCAGGGGCAGUGGUGGACCCUCUAGACCCUCUGGACUGGGCUUCGGAGCUGCUACUUCUCCCUGGGGACGAUAUCUGGGGCGCGUCGGACGAUUUGUUCGGUUUGGAAAGUGCGAAGAACACGAACGGGAUCGUGAUCCAGGACUGCAUGUGGAGCGGGUUCUCAGCCCGGGAGAAGCUGGAGAGGGUCGUGACGGAGAAACUAGGAAAAGCUUUACACAGUGGAGCGACUACUACAACUACGACUACUACUACUACUGCUGCUGCUGCUGCUGCUGCUCCUACGCCUUUGGCGCGGCAGGGGGCCAGGGGCAUCAAAGGGAGCGACGCUGCUCCCGCUGACCUGUCUGCGGUGGUCUCUGUGCGCGGCUCCGUGGUGUCAGAGUGCGUGGAUCCCGCGGUGGUCUUUCCUUUCCCCUUAAACAAGAAGCCUGAGGAAGCUCGAGAGGAGGAUGAGGAGUCUGCGUUCGCUCAGAGUGAUUCCGAGAACAGGGGGGGGGGGGCAGGCUUUAUUGGACCAGGGUACAGGAGGGGGGGGGGGGCAGGCUUCAUUGGACCAGGGUACAGGAGGGGGGGGGGGGCAGGCUUCAGGGUACGGGGGGGGGGGGGGGGGGGGGCAGGCUUCAGGGGACCAGGGUACAGGAGGGGGGGGGGGCAGGCUUCAGGGUACGGGGGGGGGGGGGGGGGGGGCAGGCUUCAGGGGACCAGGGUACGGGGGGGGGGGGGGGCAGGCUUCAGGGGACCAGGGUACGGGGGGGGUAGGCUUCAGGGGACCAGGGUACAGGAGGGGGGGGGGGGGGCAGGCUUCAGGGGACCAGGGUACGGGGGGGGUAGGCUUCAGGGGACCAGGGUACGGGGGGGGGGGGGGGGGCAGGCUUCAGGGGACCAGGGUACGGGGGGGGUAGGCUUCAGGGGACCAGGGUACAGGAGGGGGGGGGGGGGCAGGCUUCAGGGGACCAGGGUACAGGAGGGGGGGGGGGGGCAGGCUUCAGGGGACCAGGGUACAGGAGGGGGGGGGGGGGCAGGCUUCAGGGGACCAGGGUACAGGAGGGGGGGGGGGGCAGGCUUCAGGGGACCAGGGUACAGGAGGGGGGGGGGGGGCAGGCUUCAAGGGACCAGGGUACAGGGGGGGGGGGGGGCAGGCUUCAGGGGACCAGGGUACAGGAGGGGGGGGGGGGGGGCAGGCUUCAGGGGACCAGGGUACAGGAGGGGGGGGGGGGCAGGCUUCAGGGGACCAGGGUACAGGAGGGGGGGGGGGGCAGGCUUCAGAGUGUCCACUGAAUAUAAUGAAGACGAUGAUGACGAAGACGGCGAGGAGGACGACGAAGACGAGGAGGAGAUCGAUGUGGUCACGGUGGAGAAACGGCGCUUCUCCACAACGGCCUCCAAACUCUCCGCCGGCGGCCGCUUCCCUCAGCGCGGGCCACAGGAGCUGAUCCUGAAGCGCAGCUGUGUUCACCAACAGCAGCACAACUACGCCGCGCCGUCGCCGUACGCCUCCGACGACGACCGCCCCCCCGCCAAGAAGCACCGCCCCCAGGAGCCCGCGCGCCCGCCCAGCCGCACCAGCCACGCCCCCUCCCCCACCUUCCCCUCCUCCAACCGGAACAAGCGGCAGCCGAGCGGAGACACCAGCCCGCGCUCGCCUCACGCCAACUCCGACUCCGAGGACAGCGAGCGCCGCCGCAACCACAACAUCCUGGAACGACAGCGCCGCAACGACCUGCGCUCCAGCUUCCUCACGCUGCGCGACCACGUGCCCGAGCUGGCGCGCAACGAGAAGGCGGCCAAGGUGCACAUCCUCAAGAAGGCGGCGGAGUACGUGAGCGCGCUGGAGCGGGAGGAGGCGGGGCUAGUGCGCGAGAAAGAGCGGCAGCAGUCGCGCAAGCAGCAGCUGAUGCGCCGGCUAGAGCAGAGUCGGACACGCCCAGCUCAGAAAUAG